Molecule: messenger RNA, 5012 nt
Organism: Rhinopithecus roxellana (golden snub-nosed monkey)
Lineage: Eukaryota; Metazoa; Chordata; Mammalia; Primates; Cercopithecidae
Product: protein FAM205A-like
Exons: 4
Coding region: 657-4667 (1336 amino acids)
Source: RefSeq, a predicted model, not a curated record
CAAAAGAUUGCAGCGUUUACAAUCUCUCCCCACCCAUCUGCAAGCUUGAGGCCACACAGACUGGAUAGAUACGGCCACCUUGGCCUCUCCCUACCACCCUACCUCAUAAGCCAUGAUCCCCUUCCUGCACCUCUGUUACCAAUCAUCCAUUGCCUGAAACACCAAAGAUCUUCAUUUCCAAGCCAUAACCAGACUCCACCCUCCCUAAAUUCAUGUGUUUCUCAGAUAUAUUUCCAAAACAAGUGGGAGAGUUAGUGGAGGUUCCUCUGGCCUAACCACCCCUUCUCAUAAGGUGCCCCUAUGCCAAAUCACUCAGUUUUCUGAGGACAGGUGACCAUACAGUUGUGAAGGAGAGAGCCGAGCCAUCAGGCUGGUAUAGGGAGUGGAGAGUGAAGACAGACUAGGAAAUAGACACUGCUUGUGGCACCUUCAGUCCCAGGCUCAAAACACCCUCAUCUACAGACUGAAUCACCACAUGAGCUUCCCUACUACAGGUGCCUUAUGAAAUAGGAGGGCUUUGUGAUGCAGUCUGGUGGCCUAGUUCCAUCCUCUGUGAGGUGGACAUGACAAGGCCUAGCACUGGGAGUCAUUAGGCACCAGAACUCUGAAUGCCCAGAUAUAGGGAUGGCUGAUCUCAUGCUAAUGAGGUUUAGACCAUGUUGAGUCCUACUUUUGUUCUGUGGGAUGUUGGAUAUCCCUUAUACACCUAUGGCUCCAUCUUCAUCAUUAUUCUAAUCAUCUGGCAAGUGAAAAGGAGCCACCAUGAAUUGAACUUGGAAGCUAAAAGGAGCUGCUGCCGGCGUCACCAAAAAGUCAGGCAAAGAGCUAGAGAUGCAGCAUCAACAGCUAGGAGACUUUCUCAGGAAGAAGCUGAGAAGCCACAAGAGCUGCUCUCUGUCAUGAAAAGCCUGGGCUGGCUUCCCCCGGAGGGAAGUCUGCGGCGAAUCCUAUGUACAGAUCUCUGUUGCCAAAUCUGCAAUGCCAUGGCUCUGGAGAUUCAGCAAUUGCUGGUGGGUGAGAAUGACCAGAUCUCCCCAACUUUAUCGAGGAGUCCAUCACAAGUCUCCUCUUGCCUAGAGAUCUUGUCUGUGUCUAGUGUAUCCUUUGAGCAGAGUCUAGAGCUCCAUUCUAGAAACACCAGAGAACUUUCACUGGCAUCUGUAACCCCAACACUGUCACAAUUAACAGAUGAGGAAUCUUUAACCCAGUCAGCUGCCCAGUCAACGUAUGCAGAUGGCAUACAAGAUUACUGGGCUGAUCACCUCCAGCUAGGGCAGGAAUUUCAAGUGCCAGAUGUACUCACAGGCCCAAAUACCACAGCUUCUUCAAGGCUUGAGGAGCCAAGGGUUCCACUGAACCAGGAGGAGAUGAUGCAGAGCAACCCCAGCUUUGUCCAGGGGAACCAAGGCCAGCAUCACUUGAAUUCCCAGGUCUCCUUGCUGUCCCUGAACCCAGAAACCCUGAACCCAACGCAUCCGAUGGCCUUGCAUAUGGUCCUCCCUGCCCACCUGCCAUUUCUCAGUCCUGAAGUGCUGAGGCUUCUUGAGGUACAUGUUAAAAAAUGGAUGCAUUUCCAGAGGUGGGGGCUCCCCAGACGUGUGGAGGAGUCCCUGAGGCAGCUUAUGCCAAACCCACCAUUGUAUUACCAACCUGGAAAUGACCAGCCAGUUUCUUUCAACCUGAAUAAUACUUCUCAGGUCUCUCUUCAUAGAUUUCAGACCAUUUCCCUACAGACCUGGUAUUCAUGUGUGUCUGGCCAGCCCAUCCAGACCUUCUGGGUUUCUGAAUGGUCCACCAUGAACCCAGAACAAAGACACCACUGUCAGCAAAGCCCAAACCCUAUGGCUCUAGCCUUGCCCUCUCCAGCCCUUAAAGCCCUACGUGACCCCCAUCUACUGUCUGGGGGACAAGAUAAUGACUCAGGGAGUGAUCUCCAGCAGAAAUACAGCCAGCUAUUCUGUGGGCUCCCUUCUCUGCACAGUGAGUCCCUGGUUGCCACUUUCAUGGGCUCUCAAGGCCUCCCCAAGAAUGAAAAUGUGCCCAAGCCCCCUUUGAAGGAUGCUUUUCUCUUCAACAAACUCUCCCUCCCCCAACUGCUCCCUAAAACUUCAUCCCAGUCAGCCCCAUGCUCUUCCCCACUUUCCCCAAAUUGGGUGUCUCCAUCUGACCAUCAACAAGCUCAGAUCAAUGUCCCAUUUCUGACUUUGGCCGAGUGUGAAGCCUUGGAGUGGCAUCUGCUACAGAGGCAACUCCAGCUUCAGUGGGGCUGGCCAACUGCCCUCCAGAGGUCUCAGCACACCCAGUGCCUCAUGCAGCAUGAGCCCUGUGGCAAAGCUCAGUCUCCUGAGACCAUGACAACUUCCCAGCCAGGGAAGUCCAUCUCAGUGCUCACCAGAGAGCUACUCUUCUUCCCGGAGCAUGCCCGGAAGCUGCUGGAAUUCCAUAUCCAGAAACAGUUGAUUCACCAUCGCUGGGGCCUGCCUCAGAAGAUCCAGCAGUCCAUCCAGCUGCUCCUUACCUCCACUAACCAACAGACUGUGUCCUACAGCAGCCCAGCCCUAGCCAAUGUGAGCAUCCCCAAGCCUGUAGCCCUAGAGGCCAAAGGGGCUUGUGCUGUGCUGUCACCCACUGUGGCCUCAGUGUCCAUCCCCAUGCCACACUUGUUAACCCAGGCCAAGGCAAUAUUGCAGAACCACAUGGACUCCAAAUGUGGACAGAUCCACCAGGGCAAGAUCCCUGCCUGUGUACAUAGGUCCUGGAAAUGCAGAAUUUCUGGGGUCCUGGCAGUGGCUCCUUUACCCUGCAUUCCAGAAAACCAGCUUCUGGAACUGCAGGCAGCAAGUGACCCAGACCUACAUCACAAAGUUAUGCCCUGGAUGCCAACAGCCCUUGAUCAGCAGCAACAGGUCUUACCAGGUACUGUCACUCAACACCCUAAGCUGCUCCGAGUCUUGUCCGUGGAAGCCAUUGAGAAACUGGAGACAACUUUACAGCACAAGUAUCUGGCCUUCCUGUCCGGGCUCCCUGCUCUGUAUUAUGUGGCGCUCUCCAGGGCCCUGGCCCCGGCAGUCACUAGCCAAUCUGUCAUCACAGAGAUGGUGCCUGCGCUUAUGGAAAUCCCAGCAGAGCCUCUGACUCAGAUGGUUUCAUUUGAAGAACAGCGUAUAAGCCUUGGGCCAUGCCCUCAAGGCAACAAUGAGACUUGUACAGAUGUUGCAAAAGAAUUCCAGUCUGCGGUGUCAGUAAAAGGAACAAUGGAGAUGCUGCCUCUAGAAAGCCAGACACAUCCUGCUAACCCCCACUCACUCCAGACACAUAUCUUGACCAAACUAAACUUCCACCUGAGAAAAAAGGUCCUAGAGAUACAAUGGGGAAUUCCCAUUAAGGCAAGGGAGUCCAGGGAACAAACUGCUACAGCACCAGAGAACAUAUCCACAAAGAAGUCUCUUGAAAGUCUAAACCACCAAGGGGAGGCAUUGCUCCAAGAACUGCCCAUCCCACCAGACACUCUUCCUGCCCCUAAUCCAGAAGGGGUUCACCUUAAAGAACAGCUGGCCAAUGACUUGAAGGCAGUGCAGCAGAACCAAAGGCAAUCUGGUUCCAAAGCAGUACUCAAGGAUUCUGCCCACUGGGUCUCCAAGAUCUCACAACCCAGUGGGGACAUGACAGAGACCCACAUGCUUUGUGUUCAGGUGGAGGCCAGUGUGAACAAGCCCAGCAUGGAGGAACCCUGGGGCCCUGAGCCCCAAAGCCCUGGCAAGAGCAAAGACCCAGCCUGUGUCCCCAUGCUAGCAGGAAAGAGAGAGGACCCAGAGGAAACCAAAGCAGCCAGGGACCAUGGAGAAGGGGAUACGGGGUUUGGGCACUCCUCUACCAGAGAAGAGAGACCCCCUGCUGAAGACCAGAGGCCAGCAGGGAGGCUUCCAAACCAGACACCCCGAGGCUUCUGGCGAUGGAGCCGUAGCUUUCAUCUUGCUGAUCCCUGUCAACACAGCUCCCAGCAUCACCCUCAGUUUAAGCUCCCACAGCUACCUCCACGAGUCCCUGGGGAGAAAGAAUCUGACAAUGACCUUCAAGACAAUCAAACCGAGCUAAAUGUCAUCCUUGAACCAGAGAUAAUUCCUGAGAAUGCCCAGACUGUGGUGCCCCAGGCUUCACAGGGUCAGCCUCUCCUGAGGCAACCAACUCAGGGUAAGCCUUUUCUGGGCCAAACUUUGCAAGGCCAGGUUUUGCAUGGGCAGGUGAUGCCAGCCCAUACACAAAUGAAGCCCAGCCUUCCAGAGUCUAGCUUGAGAAAUAAAAUUAAAUCUUUUCUGCAGCAUAUUAACCCCAAGACAAAAGGCAAAGGGCAUGAGGACUCCAUGUUCUCAGCUGCUGCGAAGGUGGCCAAAACCAGAAAAGAAAAUGUUGCAAAGAGCCUGGCUCCAGCCAAGAGUGCUGUGGGAAGAAGUAAGACAGAGAAGCUGACAGGGUACUCCAAGGCCCAAUCUUGUCCUUCUGAGAAGCUGGUGGGCCCAGCUUUCUUGGAUGGUCCCCAGUCCCUAGACAACAAGCCGUGGCUACACUCCAGACAAGCUGGCUCUGCCUCAGCCCCGGGCCACCUCCGCCACUGCCCUCAUCACUGUCCUCGAGAGGCUUGUGCCACCCAACCAGGGCACCCACCCUAGCUCCUGACCCUCAGUUCAGAUAGAAACAUUGGUCUGCUCAAGGAGAACACACAGAACCAUGAAAAAGAGUUUAUAGGCUCCCCAGCUGCUGCAGCCCUCCAGAGGACCAGUACUGUCAUUUCCAUAAAUGUGCUGGUGGGGCAGGGUGCCACCAGAAAUACACUCUAUAUUUCUUAGCAAUACGUUGCCUGUCUGCUCCUUAUCUCCACUGUAUUGUGUUAAGGGAAGGUGUGAGGGAGGCUAAAAAGACCUUCCUGUCUAGGGAAGGAGCUUUAACCCACCAUUCAGAUGGUUCAUUUUAGAGGAGUGCCACAGUAUUCCCUCCUUGAGGAGAUGCUUUUGUGU